Stegodyphus dumicola is the source of this 4593-nucleotide messenger RNA. RefSeq names its product Dystrophin (gene Dys). Gene Ontology annotation, cellular component: plasma membrane. The record is from RefSeq and is a predicted model, not a curated record. Gene Ontology annotation, biological process: synaptic signaling. Lineage: Eukaryota; Metazoa; Arthropoda; Arachnida; Araneae; Eresidae. Gene Ontology annotation, molecular function: protein binding; zinc ion binding.
UUUAUUUUUGUGGAAAUGUUGGUUUCGAGAGUCAUUGCUUCAGAACCGAGUGCUCUGCAUCUUCACUCCGAGUGGGAGGAGGUGCGGGAGGGGGCAAUGCAACGGAAGCGUCAGCUGGAAGGGAUGCUGUCCGACGGACGCAGCUUCGACGAGAGGAGGAGGGAAGUAGAGAACUGGCUAUCUAGAUUGCAGUCUCGUUUGGAACGUCUUCCACCCGUCGGCCAAACACUCGAUAUUCUAGAAGCGCAGCUCAAAGAACAAAAAGUUUUGCAAGCUGAAGUAAGCCAGUGGAAAAGCGCUGUUGAAGGAGUUACACGGACCGCACAUAAAAUUGCCGCUGAUUGCCCGCACGAUGAUGCAAACAGACUGCGAACCAUUGCUGAUCGUAUCAAUCAGAGAUAUACAGAACUUGCCAUCAGUGUGCAGUCACGAGGAAAAGCACUGUUAAAUGCUUUGAAUUCCCUACAACAACUGGACAAAGCUCUAGACCGAUUUCUUGCAUGGUUGUCAGAGACAGAAUCUGCAUUAGAAUUACUUGAAGCUGAAGAAGAAAAGUAUGGGCCUAGAGAUGAUUUCCAUCGGUCUCGUGGGUGUCAUGAACAGAUCAGAGAUUUACAGAGAGAAAUAGAAUCUCAAAGGGAUCUCCACCAAACUUUAAGUGAAAGGAGUAGCCACUUGUUGCAAAGUCUGGAAAGUCAAGAUGAUGCUUUGCUUCUUGGGCGUAAAUUACAGGAAAUGAAUCAUAGGUGGAAUGCCCUCAGGCUGAAAACGGUGUCACUCAGAAAUCGUUUAGAAAGUAGUGCAGAUCAGUGGAAUCAACUUCUUUUGUCAUUAAGAGAACUAACUGAAUGGGUAAUAAAAAAGGAAACAGAAUUAUCUGCUCAACCUGCUAUUGGUGGAGAUGUUGGUUGUAUAGUUAAACAGCAAGAUGAGCACAGGGCUUUCCGAAGGCAGCUCGACGACAAAAGACCUGUUGUAGAAAGUAGUCUUCUGGCAGGUAGACAUUAUGUUGCAAAAGAACCACCUCUUUCUGAUACCAGUGAUUCAGAAGCAAAAGAAUUUGAAGGUGAUAGUCGGGGUUAUCGCAGUGCUGAAGAACAAGCAAGAGAAAUCACUCGAAGUAUUAGGAGGGAAGUUAAAAAGCUGUCAGACAAAUGGAAUGGUCUAUUACAAAGAACAGAACAGAGACAGAAGCGACUUGAUGAUGUUCUAGUGAAAAUGCAGACCUUACAAAGAGCAAUGGAUGAUCUUAACACAAGGCUGCAUUCAGCUGAGACUGCAAAAUCUAAGUGGCCUCCAGUUUCUGAAUUUGUCUUAGACCAACUGCCUGAACAAGUUGAUGAACUUAAAGCAUUUAAGGAUCGUACUGCACCCCUUCAAAUGCAUGUUGAUGAGGUGAAUGAGGCUGCUGCUCGCAUUACGGGUUGUAAUGUAUUGCUGUCUCACUCUAAUCUCAAUAGACUAGAAGAACUAAAUACACGAUGGAGAUUACUGCAGUUAGCUGUUGAUGAUCGACGUAAACAAUUAGAGCACUGUUUGUUAGAUCAGGGCUCAGCUCAGCAGCAAUUUUUGAGUGCUUCUGUUACUCAUCCGUGGGAAAGAGCUGUUGCUGGAAACAAAGUGCCUUAUUAUGUAAAUCAUCUAACUGAAACUACUCAUUGGGACCAUCCAAAAAUGAUUGAACUAAUGGAUUCAUUAGCUGAAUUAAAUGAUAUACGAUACUCUGCAUAUAGAACAGCAAUGAAGCUUCGGCCAGUACAAAAAAGAGUUUGCUUGGACAUGGUGAAUAUGAAUAAUUAUGAUUUAAGAAAUUCUCUCCUUUUUGUAGAUUUAUUUUGUCUGAUUGCUGAUGUUAAUGGUUGUGCUGAUGAAAGGAAAUUAGGAUUGUUGCUACAUGAUUGUGUACAGAUUCCUCGUCUUCUUGGAGAAAUAGCAGCUUUUGGUGGAAGCAACAUUGAACCUAGUGUUAGAAGCUGUUUUGAAAAGGCGGGAAAUCAGAAAGAAAUCCAAGCUAGUCAUUUCUUAACAUGGUUGCAACAAGAACCUCAAUCUUUAGUUUGGCUUCCAGUUCUUCAUAGGAUGGCUGCAGCAGAAACUGCUAAACAUCAGGCAAAAUGCAAUAUUUGUAAACAGUAUCCAAUAGUUGGAUUUAGGUAUCGUUGUCUAAAAUGUUUUAAUAUCGAUUUAUGUCAGAAUUGCUUUUUCUCUGGUAGAAAAGCUAAAAAUCAUAAGCUCACACAUCCUAUGCAAGAAUAUUGCACAGCUACAACAUCAGGUGAAGAUGUCCGAGACUUCACAAAAAUAAUGAAGAACAAAUUCAAGUCAAAACGAUACUUCAAAAAGCAUCAAAGGCUAGGCUACCUCCCUGUACAAACAGUUCUAGAAGGGGAUGAUCUGGAAAGUCCUGCUCCAUCUCCUCAACAUACACUGUCAUCACAAGAAAUGCAUUCCAGACUUGAACUUUAUGCUAGCAGGUUAGCUGAAGUAGAGUUGAGAGCAAGGAGCAAUUCAACGCCAGAUUCAAGUGAAGAUGAACAUCAGUUGAUUGCACAGUAUUGUCAGACCUUGAGUGGAGAACUGGCAUUACCUGUGCCAAGAAGUCCUGCACAAAUUAUGGCUUCAAUUGAUGCUGAACAAAGAGAAGAGCUGGAAGCAAUGAUUCAUGAAUUAGAAGAAGAAAACAGGCAUUUACAAUCAGAAUAUGAAAGGCUUCAAGGAUCUAGAAGCUGUCGGAGUGUUUCACCAACAGUCACAGAAGAAGAAGAAGAACAGACACCUCUAACGCCAAUCCGAGAUGAAGAGAUGUUGGCAGAAGCUAAGUUAUUAAGGCAGCAUAAAGGUCGUUUAGAAGCUAGAAUGCAAAUUCUAGAAGAUCACAAUAGGCAAUUAGAAGCACAGCUACAUCGCUUGAGGCAGCUUUUAGAUGAACCUCAACCAGUUCCAGGCCGUGGCAAUCCUCAAAAUAAUGGCUAUGGAACACCUCAAACUUCAUGGAAUCGUACUGUUAUCGUCGAGCAAAAUUCAAGGAGAAAUGGCCAAAUAUCAGAUCAUAGUGGUUCUGCUCGUGUUGGUGAUCUGUUACACAUGGCAGGAAACUUAGGCAAAGCUGUCGGCACACUCGUAACAGUAAUGACAGAUGAUGAAGAUGCUAGCGCCUCAGAGGAUGAACUGAAACAGUGACUCAUUUUUUAGUCUGUCAUAAUUUCUCCUUAAAUUCAUGUGUACUGGACCAGCAUAAAUGCAGAAGAAAGCAAAAAAACCUUUUGCAUCGAGAUAUCUCAAAAGACCAUACCUCAUGCAUGUGCAUUUGUGUAAACUGGAUGCGAAACAUAUCAUAGACCAUUGUCUGGACGUCACUUCGUGUUUGCCUUAGUAUUUGCACAAGGGGUGUCUCUUCAUAUGUGACUAUGAAUAGUAUUUUUUUAAAUUGUGUAUCUAAGUCGCUUUUGCGUUGAGUACUGGUUGUUUGCUUAGGAUGCAAAUAGCUAUAUUUCUUUCCGAAAUGCUGAAGCUCGGCACCUAAAAUUUCCAUCUGUGUCAUUGUUAGAAAUUUAAAUUUUAAUAUGUCUUUUUUGUGAAUAUAUUUGUUUACUUUGGAGAUUAACCUUUUCAUCAUAUCAUGAUUUUUGUUAUAAUCAUUUCAAAUUUAUAUUUUUCAUAUUCUGUAAAUUAAGAGUGUUAUAGAAACAAAGUGUUUCGUGCAAUGUACUUUAAAUUAUCGAAAAAUUAAUCUUGAUCAAAGUUGUACUGAAAUGCUCAUUGUUUUAUUCCAUUAGUAACAUAACUGUAAUGUAUGUAUUGGACAUAUUUUCAUAAUUUAGAUGAAACCUAAGUAAGCGAGAUCCUGUAGUUUAUGUUCAGUUAAACAAGUGGACGUUUGUCUUCUUGAGCCUACUAACUGUAUCAUAUUGUAUCUUUAUUAUGUUUACUUUAUAAUUUUGGACCAAAAGUUGUUUUUGGAAGCAAUUCAGGUCCCAGGAACCUGGGCAGAAGAAUUCAUUACACAAAGUAGUGUUUUCAUGUGCCAUAUCACGAACAUCUCACAGAAUACUACAUUAAAAAACUGCAAAUGUUUGCGACAUCGCUCAACAUUGUCUGUAUGAUGUGCAUUUUCCUGUACCUUCUUUUUUAAUAUAUACACAAGUGGUACUCGUACAAAUUAGAGAUUAAAGGAAGCAUUAAAAUUCAUAUCAUUUGUUGAAAAGAAUUUGUGUAAUUUUCAUAAUGUUUUUGUACUUCAUAUUAGGAAUACAUGGUCUUGGGAAGCAAGGAAGACAUUCUCCCAUGCAGCAUCAAUUCUACCUUUUUUUUUUCUAUGCCUAUGAAAUUAUUAAAUAAAAUAAUUGCUUGAGACAAGUAAAAUCUAAUGUUAAUUUCUUUUCUAUGCUCUUGAGUUCAUCAUUUUCCCCCAUAUGUCAUAUUUGAGUUUUACAUUUUAUUGUGGUUCUUCCAGUGGGGAAAAAUGAAUACAAUAAGAUGUUUACAUGCACAUAUUUUAUAUGGUAAUUAAAAUUGGAGAUUCUUUGCACUUCAUGGUGAGUGUAAAAUGUUCAAACCCAUUAGCAGCAAUAAAGUCAAUAAUUAAGUGAGGAA